GAGAGUCGGGUGGACCAGCAGAGGAGGAAGCGCAGUUUCCGGCCGCUGGCAGCAGAGGGACAGAACUCCCGAGAAGAAAAAACACGCCGGCUCGGGAAAACGCUUUCCAGCACCGGUAGUGGCUUAUUUCCACCCCCCACCCCCGGCAAAAUUGGGGGGCCCGAGAUCGUGCCUUUUUUUUUUCUCCUUAAGAAACAAGGGACUUGUACCACAAACAGUGCAAGAAGCGACACAAGGCGGGGGUGAGCCACAAUCCACCGGCAUGGCCAGGGACUACGAUUACCUCUUCAAGCUGCUCAUCAUCGGUGACAGCGGAGUGGGGAAGAGCAGUCUCCUGCUUCGUUUUGCAGACAAUACAUUUUCAGGUAGCUAUAUCACCACAAUCGGCGUGGACUUUAAAAUCCGGACGGUGGAGAUCAAUGGGGAGAAGGUGAAGUUACAGAUCUGGGAUACAGCAGGACAGGAGCGCUUUCGCACUAUCACAUCCACGUACUACAGAGGAACACACGGCGUCAUCGUGGUCUACGACGUCACGAGCGCAGAGUCCUUUGUCAACGUCAAACGAUGGUUACAUGAAAUCAACCAGAACUGUGAUGAUGUGUGCCGAAUAUUAGUGGGAAACAAAAACGACGACCCCAACUCCAAAGUGGUGGAGACCACCGACGCGCAGAAGUUUGCCGAACAAAUGGGCAUCAACCUAUUUGAGACGAGCGCAAAAGAGAACAUCAACGUGGAAGAGAUGUUCAACUGCAUCACGGAGCUGGUGCUCCGAGCCAAGAAGGAGGUGAUGGCCAAGCAGCAGCAGCAGCAACAGAACGACGUGGUCAAACUCACUCGGAAUAGUAAACGGAAGAAAAAGUGCUGCUAGCGAUCGUCGCGCCUUGAUCGCAACCGGAUGGGACUCACAAAGUCAAAAUUAAAGAUUUACAAAAUAUACGCUAAAGAUUAAAGAGAAAAAUAUGCGUCCCCUUUGGACUAAGUAAUGAUGAAGAAAUAUAUGUACAGAUUUUAUUAUUGAAAAGGUCUGAUCAAAAGUCUUAUUUGGAAUCGAGCGGCAGCGGCUCCUUUACGUCAAGGGUCUGCAACGUGACGACUGACUGCCACAACGCUCCUGUGUACAUCCCCGUCAUCACGCCAUUGUCAUACAAGUCCCGCGUCUCAUCCUUCCUCUUUCUCUCACUGCACAGGACAUUAAGCACUUGAGGAGAGGGGCCUUUCUUUCAUGACUUUUUUUCUUCUUCUAGCUGCAUUAUUUUGGGCUGGGGGAAUAUUGGGAGAUGUCGAUGGGCAGGGGACUUCGCUUUAGCACUGAUCACGCCAAGAGAUCAAGAUGAAAUUCCAACAUGUCUGAUGUGACGGCCGUCAAAUCAAAUGAUUGCUAGUCUGAUUCAUCGGACAAAGCCAAUUUUUUGCCAAGAUUUCUUCUAACCGGGUCUGAACCAACAAUCUUUUUGAUUUGACUUAUCUCCUUUUUCCUCUCUCUCUCACUCUUUUUUUUUUUCUUCUUCUUCAAAGUGAAGCAGAGGUGUCAAGCUGCUGCAGUCUUAAUCCACUUUCUGGUGUCAUUUUGAAUUUUCCGCUUUUUCUUUUUUUAAACCGUGAUACAGUUCAACAGCGGCGGUGCGCCUCGUUGUUGCCAUAGUAACGCCUAACGUUUCCUAUGGCAAGUAAAUUUGAGCAUUUAAUAUUCUACUAGUUCACUGAAUUAUCGUUGUACUAGUAAACCCAUUCCCUUCCCUUGUGCUUUUUGUCCAGUCACCACUCAUCAGCGCCUCCUAUUGGUCCGUCAGAAGCCAAUCAGUCCCCUUGCCUGUUGGCUGCUAGCCCAUAAUUUGUGGGGGAGUCAGUCCUCCUUGUGCUUCCUCUUAUUUUACGUAAGACGGACAGAGGUGCAGCCAUCACGUUCAUAUGACACAAUGCGCUCAACCCCCCCCCCCCCCACUCUAUUAUUAUUAUUUCAUUAUGUAUAUAUAAAUAUUUGUGUUUAUAUUCAACAUCACGGGCAUGCGCUUAACCAUGUCCCAUCAGCUGUGGUUUGCUGUACACUGGAGAAAAAAAAGACAUACUAUUCAGUUUGCCCUAAAUGAAUCUAAUCUGUAAUAACCAUUUGAAAAGGAAUGAAUAUUUGACACGUAACAACUGAGUUCAUUUGUCAGUGACUUGUGGCCUGACUUCAUUUUCAACCUGUGUCUAUUUUUGAAUUCUGUGAAUAAAGUGUGGGAGGAAAUGGA
Syngnathus typhle (broad-nosed pipefish) is the source of this 2231-nucleotide messenger RNA. RefSeq names its product RAB35, member RAS oncogene family b (gene rab35b). Gene Ontology annotation, molecular function: GTP binding; GTPase activity. Gene Ontology annotation, cellular component: endosome membrane; plasma membrane. The transcript is spliced from 6 exons. The coding region runs from base 263 to 868 and encodes 201 amino acids. Gene Ontology annotation, biological process: endocytic recycling. The record is from RefSeq and is a predicted model, not a curated record. Lineage: Eukaryota; Metazoa; Chordata; Actinopteri; Syngnathiformes; Syngnathidae.